Mugil cephalus (flathead mullet) is the source of this 1707-nucleotide messenger RNA. Its product is annotated as transcription factor HES-1-like. NCBI's taxonomy places the organism in Eukaryota, Metazoa, Chordata, Actinopteri, Mugiliformes, Mugilidae. Gene Ontology annotation, biological process: negative regulation of neuron differentiation; anterior/posterior pattern specification; regulation of neurogenesis. The record is from RefSeq and is a predicted model, not a curated record. The transcript has 4 exons. Gene Ontology annotation, cellular component: nucleus. The coding region runs from base 668 to 1411 and encodes 247 amino acids. Gene Ontology annotation, molecular function: RNA polymerase II cis-regulatory region sequence-specific DNA binding; DNA-binding transcription factor activity, RNA polymerase II-specific; protein dimerization activity.
GUUAUGUUGUUAUUCUGUUUCAAUGUGUUAUUUUAUGUUUAUGGUACCUCAGGAAGAAUAGCUUCAUCAGAGCUGCAGCUAAUAUAGAUCCUAAUAAAAAAAAAAGUUGGACUAUCACCGUUAAGAUCAAACCAAGCGACAGUAACACAGUAACACUUUAACCCACUAUACUCCCUUUAAAACAAAUAAAACUUGUUUCAGUUACAUUAAUAUACGACAGCUGCAGCCUUUAGUGAAGCAGUUUGCCUCAGACAUUUGAGACAGAUUUACAGCAGGAGAGUUGCUUCCAAACAUUUAAACUUCCUACUGACGGCUCUAUGGGAGCCUCGCUCUCAGCAUCCUGACAGGGAGCCAAUGGGAGCUCCAUGUCGCACGAGCCCGCCGCCUCCCCGGCACCGCGUCCCGCGCGCUCAUUGGACGCACCAACGGAACCCGGGGAACUCGCACACGAGCCGCUCGCGUGCAGGCCUGAACUCUAUAAAUAAGAGCGCAGGCGGCGGUAACAGGAGUCACUUCUCACAUUUGUCAUUAGCGAAGCUGCGGCUCUGCGGUCUGCCAGGAGAGAGGCGGGACUCGCUGCGCUGGAUUUUCUAUUGCUCGGUUAUUGAUAAAGUACUUUUAUUUUUAUUUUUUUUACUGUGGCUCUAAUAUUGAUUUAAUCUGGAAGAUGCCAGCGGGCUGUUUAGGAAGAACAUCUCCAUCGUCCGUGGCUGCCAUCCCGGCAAGUGGCGACUCCACGCCUGAGAAACCCCGCACUCAGACAGAGAGCAGGAAGUCCUCCAAACCAAUCAUGGAAAAGAGGAGACGUGCUCGCAUUAAUGAGAGUCUGGGUCAGCUGAAGACCCUCAUCCUGGAUGCGCUCAAGAAAGAUAGCUCCAGGCACUCUAAACUGGAGAAGGCUGACAUCCUGGAGAUGACUGUGAAGCAUCUCAGGAACCUGCAGCGACUUCAGAUGACCGCUGCUGUAAACACGGACCCGUCCGUCCUGAGUAAAUACAGAGCAGGCUUCAGUGAGUGCGUGGGAGAGGUCACACGUUUCCUGUCCACGUGUGAAGGAGCGAACCCAGAGGUGAGGACUCGCCUCCUCGGCCACCUAGCAGCCUGCAUGACCCAGAUCAACGGCGUGAGCUUCUACGGACCUCACCUAGGCGGACUGGGGCCGGGGCAGAACGGCACGCAGGUUUCAGCCGCUUCCGCCGCACAGGCGCCUUGCAAGAGCAUGUCACCGCUGCACACGUCCCCCGAGGUCAUGAAACUGUACGGCGGCUUCCAGGUCGUGCCGACGCCAGACGGACAGUUCGCUUUUCUUGUUCCCAGCGCAGCCCUCGCACCUCUGACAGCGCAGAACAGCCAGCAUGCGUCGCCUGUUGCACCCGCAGUCACCUCAGACUCUGUGUGGAGGCCGUGGUAGGAAACGCUGCUGAGUAGAUUGUGAGGGGUGGAAAAAAAAAAGACUAUUGCACAAUAAAGCUUAUUUUUGUACAUUUUGUAAAUAACUUUCAGAACCUGUGAGAAUGUUGUUGAAACACAUUUUUUUUUUUUUUUUUAUAUGGACACUAUAAAAGAUAUUUUUUUGCUUAUUGUGAUUUUCUGUUUUUUGAUAUGGCACAAUUCAUUUGCCUCAGCGGGCCUAGAAAGCCCAACAGCUCUUGAAAAGCACUGUAUUUUCUCAGAUAAAUAAAAUGUUUUUAUGAUGUUUGUAGUCGA